AUGAGAUUUUCUAUAUCCACGGAGAAGACCAAUCACACAGUGACUGAGUUCAUCAUGGUUGGCUUCACAACGGACCCUGUCAUGCAGCUGGUCUUGUUUGUGGUGUUCCUUGGUGUCUACUCUGUGACCCUGGUAGGAAAUACCAUUCUCAUGGUGUUGAUCUGUAAUGACUCCCGGCUGCACACACCCAUGUAUUUUUUCAUUGGGAAUCUGUCUUUUCUGGAUUUCUGGUAUUCCUCUGUCUACACCCCAAAGAUCCUAGUGACAUGCAUUGCUGAAGACAAAAGUAUUUCCCUUGCUGGCUGUGUAGCCCAGUUCUUCUUCUCUGCUGGGCUGGCCUACAGUGAGUGCUACCGGAUGGCUGCCAUGGCUUAUGACCGCUAUGUGGCCAUCUCAAAGCCACUGCUUUACUCUCAGGCCAUGUCCAACAGGCUAUGUGCAUUUUUGGUAACAGCUUCAUAUCUUGGAGCCUUUAUUAACUCUUUCAUCAUUACCAAAGGAACUUUUGCCUUGGACUUCUGUAAUGACAAUGUUAUUGAUGACUUUUUCUGUGAUAUCCCACCCCUUGUGAAGUUGGCUUGUGGAAGGAAGGAUACCUACCAGGCUGUGCUGUACUUUGUCCUGGCCUGCAAUGUUGCACCCACUGUGUUCAUCCUGGCCUCCUACCUCUUCAUCAUCGCCACCAUCUUGAAGAUCCGCUCUACCCAGGGCCGCCUCAAAGCCUUCUCUACCUGCUCCUCCCACCUGAUCUCCGUCACCUUGUACUAUGGCUCCAUUCUCUACAUCUACUCUCAUCCACAAUCGAGCUAUUCUUUGGAUAGGGAUAAGAUCGCUUCUACAUUUUACACCGUGGUGUUCCCCAUGUUGAAUCCCAUAAUCUACAGCCUAAGAAAUAAGGAUGUGAAAGAGGCUCUGAAUAAACUUCUCAAAUAA
This is a messenger RNA of Hippopotamus amphibius kiboko, 933 nucleotides long. RefSeq names its product olfactory receptor 1013-like. The record is from RefSeq and is a predicted model, not a curated record. Gene Ontology annotation, cellular component: membrane. Lineage: Eukaryota; Metazoa; Chordata; Mammalia; Artiodactyla; Hippopotamidae. The transcript has a single exon. Gene Ontology annotation, molecular function: olfactory receptor activity; odorant binding; G protein-coupled receptor activity. Bases 1 to 933 code for a protein of 310 amino acids. Gene Ontology annotation, biological process: G protein-coupled receptor signaling pathway; sensory perception of smell.